AAUGUAAAUAACAAAACUAAAUUCAUGUACAAAAUUAGAAGUUCCAUAUGUUACCGUAUUAAAAUUUAAGAUUUAAACAUAUGUAAUGCAAUAUAACUGUUUUCUUAAAAAUGGAAAAGAAUACUGGAUUUAACUCAUCAAACAGACCUCGAAAUAAUCAACGCCUUAUACCUUUAACAACCACAAUUAUAGAAGCAAUGGCCACAUUUAACGAUCCUCCUUCGGAAAUUGCACUGAACGAAAGCCGUUUACCUAUCAGAUGGUCUACCUAUAUGCAAGCUAUCAUGAGAACUAAACAGAAUUAUGUUUCAAAGUCGACUCUUAAUUCCACAUUAAAAAGCAAUUCGCAAAAAAAAUACGAAUCCAAGAUAACUAACAAAAAAUUGGCUGUUCUAAAGGACCGCGAAACUCGUUGUUAGCCCUGGUAUUAGUUGUUCAUCAGUAAAGAAGAUUUGAUGGGGUUUCGUUUGAGAAAGGAUGAAAAAUAUAUUAUAUUGUGAUAUGCUGUCUUUUAUUUUCUGGUAUAUAUUAGAUUUAUGGCAUUAAAGCUAUAUUUAUGUAUCUCUAUACAAAGAAAUAGAGUACAUACAAAGAAAACCGCACUUCAAUCUCUGUCAAUAAAAUAGUUUUGUAAAUGAAGAGAA
Teleopsis dalmanni is the source of this 644-nucleotide messenger RNA. RefSeq lists its product as uncharacterized. Lineage: Eukaryota; Metazoa; Arthropoda; Insecta; Diptera; Diopsidae. The coding region runs from base 111 to 419 and encodes 102 amino acids. The record is from RefSeq and is a predicted model, not a curated record. The transcript is spliced from 2 exons.